Poecilia reticulata (guppy) is the source of this 5705-nucleotide messenger RNA. RefSeq names its product solute carrier family 12 member 7-like. Lineage: Eukaryota; Metazoa; Chordata; Actinopteri; Cyprinodontiformes; Poeciliidae. The record is from RefSeq and is a predicted model, not a curated record. Gene Ontology annotation, cellular component: plasma membrane. Gene Ontology annotation, biological process: potassium ion homeostasis; cell volume homeostasis; potassium ion import across plasma membrane. Gene Ontology annotation, molecular function: potassium:chloride symporter activity.
UCUUUUUCAACAGGAGAGAAGCCAAGAAGAAAUGUGUCAGUCCGAAGGUAGAGGGAAGAACGUAAGAAGCAAAGCAUCUGGAUUGGAGAAGCUACUUUUUCCACUUGUAUUUUUCUCUCUGAGAGGGAUUUCUGUCACUCUUCUAUGACCGGUUGACUUGUCUGGCUCUCGUACAAACGCAGUGGAGUCAGAUUCGGUAGUUUUUGGCUUUCCAAAGGUGUGUGUGUGUGUGAGAGAGAGAGAGAGAGAGAGAGAGAGAGAGAGAGAGAGAAACAGAGAGAGAGAGAGAGAAAGAGAGAGAGAGGGGACGGCUGGAGUGGAGGGAGGAGCUCCAGUGCUCUGCAUGUCAGGACUCUGUUCAAAUGGUAAAUAGAUGGUCACAUGGGGCAAUCUUAGGUCUUCAGGGAGUGGGGGGGAGAAAAGGGAGGGAAAACAACCAGGAGUGACGAUACAGUGGAGGACUUUGGUCUGUCUGAUGGGCAGGAAGCAGGACUAGUUUAGAGGACGUUUCCAAAUAGAAAGUUUUGGAAUAUUUGCCAUGUUGUGGUGACACUGAAGAUUUUAACACUUUUCAUCAGCCCCCUGAAAGGGUUCUGGACUCUCUUUGGAAAUUAUCCUUUGUGGCAGAGGCGACUUCCAUCAAGCCUCUGCCCACUUUUUCUUCUUCUUUUUUUAUUUAUUUAUUUAUUUAUUUUUUUUUAACAUCGGACACCUGACAGAGGAACCAAGAUGCCCACAAACUUCACUGUGGUAAAAGUUGAGGACACGGGGGAUGGCAGCAACAGUGGAGCUGCGGCUGGAGACGGCAGACCGAUCAGUCUGGACAGAGUCUUCCAGGAAGAGGGGGAUGUUAACAACUCCCAGGAACUGGAGCCAGAUGAUGAAAAUCACAAAGAGUCCACUCCGUUCAUUAACUCAAACAAUAACGAGGACUGCAGCUAUGAAGGCAAAAACAUGGCCCUGUAUGAGGAGGAAAUGGACAGCACCCCCAUGGUAGCGUCUCUUCUCAACAAGUUGGCCAACUACACCAACCUCACCCAGGGCGUCCGUGAGCACGAGGAGGCCGAAGAUGGGGUCAGGAGGGUUGCGGUCAUGGUUCCUCAGAUGGGCACUUUCAUUGGGGUCUAUCUGCCCUGCAUGCAGAACAUUUUAGGCGUCAUCCUCUUUCUCCGCCUGACCUGGAUCGUGGGCACAGCAGGGAUCCUAGAAUCGUUAGCCAUCGUUUCCAUGUGCUGCGUCUGUACGUUACUCACCGCCAUAUCAAUGAGUGCCAUAGCAACCAAUGGAGUUGUACCAGCUGGCGGCUCGUACUACAUGAUCUCCAGGUCGUUGGGACCAGAAUUCGGAGGAGCAGUGGGUCUUUGUUUCUACUUGGGAACCACCUUCGCUGGCUCUCUGUACAUACUGGGAACCAUAGAGAUCCUGCUGAUGUACAUCGUUCCUUUCGAUACGAUGAAAGUAUUAGACGAAAACGACAUGCGUCUCUACGGGACGUGCUGCCUCUUCCUGAUGGCUCUGGUCGUGUUUGUUGGGGUGAAAUAUGUGAACAAACUGGCUUUAGUGUUUCUUUCCUGCGUGGCUCUCUCCAUCAUGGCCACAUACGCGGGAGCCGCCAAGACAUUAAUCGAGCCGCCAGCGUUUAACGUUUGUAUGUUGGGGAAUCGCUCUCUGAAAAACGAAAAGUUCGAUAAGUGCGAAAAGACGGAACUGGUGACGAGCCUUUUCUGCGACCUCAACUCCACCUGCGAUUUCUUCGAAGCCAACAACAUGAGUGAAAUCGUAGCCAUUCCUGGGCUUCUGAGUAACGUCAUCAAAGAAAACUUGUGGAGCAACUAUGAUGACGCCAACGUGAUCAUACAGAAGAAAACGUUCCCCAAAAUGCCUAAAGUCAAAGCUGGAAGCAAAGAUCAGUUUUAUGUCAUCAAUGACAUCACCACAUACUUCACAUUGCUAGUUGGGAUAUACUUCCCUUCUGUCACAGGGAUCAUGGCUGGUUCAAACCGAUCCGGUGAUCUCAGAGACGCUCAGAGAUCCAUCCCAGUGGGAACGAUUUUGGCAAUCCUCACCACUUCUUUCCUCUAUAUCUCCUUUGUUUUUUUGUUUGGAGCCUGCAUCGAAGGAGUGGUGCUGAGAGACAAGUUUGGUUUCUCAGUGAAAACGAUGCCAGUGAUUGGUGUUCUCGCCUGGCCGUCCCCAUGGGUGAUUGUGAUUGGCUCGUUUUUCUCUUGCUGCGGCGCGGGGCUGCAGAGCUUGACUGGCGCCCCCCGUCUGCUGCAGGCCAUCGCCCGCGACGGCAUCAUCCCUUUCCUACAGGUCUUUGGUCACGGGAAGAGAAACGGAGAGCCCACCUGGGCUCUUUUGCUCACCGUGGGGAUUUGUGAGAUUGGGAUCCUUAUUGCCUCUCUGGACAAAGUGGCCCCCAUCCUGUCCAUGUUCUUCCUCAUGUGCUAUCUGUUUGUCAACCUGGCCUGUGCCGUUCAGACGCUGCUCCGGACUCCCAACUGGAGGCCACGCUUUAAGUUCUAUCACUGGACUUUGUCCUUCUUAGGCAUGAGUCUCUGUCUCUCCCUCAUGUUCAUCUGCUCCUGGUAUUACGCCAUCGGUGCCAUUUUGAUCGCUGGCUGUAUUUACAAAUACAUCGAAUACAGAGGAGCUGUGAAGGAGUGGGGCGACGGGAUCAGAGGUCUGUCCCUAAACGCCGCACGCUACGCUCUCAUUCGCCUGGAGGAAGCGCCGCUGCAUACCAAAAACUGGAGACCACAGCUGUUGGUGUUGUGCAAACUGAACUCUGACCUGAAAGUGAAGCAUCCCCAUCUCCUGUCCUUCACCUCACAGCUUAAAGCCGGCAAAGGACUCACCAUCGUCGGCUCGGUCCUGGAGGGAACCUACAUGACGCGCAAGGCGGACGCCACCGCUGGAGAGCAGAACAUGAAAGCAGCCAUGGCUGCGGAGCGGACCAAGGGCUUCUCCCACGUCAUUGUGUCGUCCAGCCUGCGAGACGGUUUCUCCAUUCUGAUCCAGUCAGCGGGACUGGGAGGAAUGAAACACAACGCCGUCCUCAUGGCUUGGCCCUCAGGCUGGAAGCAGGCCAGAGACUCCCUGGCUCAAAGGAACUUCAUAGAGACGGUGAGAGAGACGACGGAAGCCCACCAGGCUCUGCUGGUCGCGAAGAACAUCGACCGUUUCCCCGACAACCACGAGCGUCUGAAGGAGGGAGCGAUUGACGUGUGGUGGAUCGUCCACGACGGCGGGCUUCUCAUGCUGCUGCCCUUCCUGCUGAUGCAGCACAAGGUGUGGAGGAAAUGCAAAAUGCGAAUCUUCACGGUGGCGCAGCUGGACGACAACUCCAUCCAGAUGAAAAAGGACCUGCAGGUGUUUCUGUACCAACUGCGCCUGGACGCAGAGGUGGAGGUGGUGGAGAUGCAUGACAGUGACAUCUCGGCUUUCACAUACGAGAGGACUCUGAAGAUGGAGCAGAGGUCCCAAAUGCUGAAAGAGAUGCACCUGUCCCGCACCGAGAGGGAGAGAGAGGCCCAGCUGAUUCACGACCGGAACACGGCAUCUCAUUUUGCAACCAACGACAAAGCAGCCGGCGCCACGCCCGAGCACGUCCACAUGACGUGGACCAAAGACAAGCUGCUGAACGAGAGGAACAAGCACAGAGAAGGCAUGGCAGUGAAGGACAUGUUCAACAUGAAACCUGAGUGGGAGAAUCUCAACCAGUCGAAUGUGCGGCGGAUGCACACAGCUGUGAAGCUGAAUGAGGUGGUGAAGAAGAAAUCCAAAGACUCCCAGUUGGUCCUGCUCAACAUGCCGGGCCCACCGAGGAACAAGAAAGGCGACGAGAACUAUAUGGAGUUCUUGGAGGUUUUAAUGGAAGGCCUGGACCGUGUGCUGCUGGUUCGUGGAGGAGGUCGGGAGGUCAUUACCAUCUACUCUUAGCGUCUAGUUGCUCUCAUUCAUUUCACAUUUGGAGGAAACAUGACGGCGCAGUGGGAAACCAGGCUGGAGGUUAACAAACGCCGCGGCAGUAAUGCUGGGACAAAUCUCUCCUUCCACACUGCCGCAGACAGAAGAAGUCGGUGUUUCAGUGUUGCAGUCCUGCUGUAAGGGGAGCGGGACUUGUCUGCUUGUACAGAAAGCUCUCCAUCGCUCCUCACCUUGUUGCUGUUUUCACUCUGCCAUCAUGUGGCCACACUGAAGAAAAAACGUCCUGCAUGCUUUCGGAAAGAACUGACCUUUCACAUGGACGGCGUCUGAUCCAGCAACGACCGUUUUCCUGGAGAAGAACAUCUUGCUGUCUGCAUCCACCAUCAGCUACUACAGGUUCACAGUGAAAUGGAGGCUAAACAAACACUUAUUAUUUAUUUCAGAGCCAGUUUCAGAUGUAUUUGGAACCUUUUUCAGACCAUUUAGUUUCUCAAAAAAAUUAUUAAUCUCACAAAAGGUUUUCAUUACGGAAAACGCAUUCAAAAGUGUUGAUGACGAGCUAAUCAAUAGUUUGGAUUUGUCGAUUCUCUGAGGUUUUUGUUGCCUUUUCUGACUGUCUUGUCUUUAUGACCAAGUAACAAAAUGAAAAUGCAGCGUAUGCAUUUCUUCUCCUGUAUAUUAGCAAAUCUUUUUAGACGCAUUUUGUUAGAAAGCCACUUGACUCAUUGGUAGAUACUCUUCAUGUUUUAAGUUAAUUUUAUUCAAUAGUUUUUUGUCCUUAAAACUGAAGUUUUUCUGUAACGAGUGCAUUUUAGGAUUUUAAACAAAAUAACUACAAUUUUAAAAUGUAAUGUCAGUCUUGGUAAAGUCUGUGUUUCUAUGUAUUAAAUUUUAAAAUUUUUUCGCAUCAUUUUCUGUCAUUCCCAGCAGGUGGCCCGAUCCUGUCGGGACAAGAACUGGAUUGUUGUCAAAUCUUUACGUAACCGGCCUGGGCUCAGUCUCCAGAAAUCAAUUUAAUCCUAAAAUAAUUAUUGUUUGUUUGGAUCACAAAGGAGCAAAGGGAAAACGUCAGAGCUGGCAGCAGACUUGGUCAGGGGAUAAAUGGCUUCCUGUUUGCCUCGGAGAGCGGUUAGCUGGGUCAGCGCGCACAAAGCGACAAUAGCAACCUACACAGCUACAUGCCGUGAUCGCUGUCUCAGUAACGGCCCGACAACUGGCCUGUCAAACUGUGGAUCCGUGGCGAAGGUUACGAGAAAAGACGAAGUUUGACACUUUGUUCUCGUGCCAUUGAAAAUGUUAGCCUAUAAAACCAGAAAAGGCACAAAAGUCAUGAAAUAAAACGGAGUUUAUGUCUCAUGAAAAACGAAAACGGUAAAAUGAUGGGUUCUCUGACUGGAAAAGGUUUUAUGAACCCAAGCAUUCCUGCUUGUUGCUUUUGUUUUGUGACUUCAACCACAAACACAGAAGUGUAAAAAGAAAAAGUGUAAAGUAUACCAUCUAAUGGCAAUUUUAAAAUAUUUAAUUAAAAUUAUAUGAAACCAUUUUUCCUUGUACAGCAUAAAACACGUACUGUUUUAUUUCAUGACUAUAAUGAGCAUUAUAGUGCUCAUUGUUUCUUAAUGUAACAUUUCUUAAUGUUAAAUUAAGAAAUGUUACAUUUCUUAAUGUUACAUUAAGAAAUGUAACAUUUCUUAAUGUAACAUGCAAAACUGAAUGCAGCAUAAAAUGGGUCUGAAUGAUGGCAAGUUACUGUGAAAAUAAAUGUCUAAAUAACU